Messenger RNA from Fusarium proliferatum ET1, 180 nucleotides. RefSeq lists its product as uncharacterized. Lineage: Eukaryota; Fungi; Ascomycota; Sordariomycetes; Hypocreales; Nectriaceae. Bases 1 to 180 code for a protein of 59 amino acids. The transcript is spliced from 3 exons. The record is from RefSeq and is a predicted model, not a curated record.
AUGCAUCUACUUUUGCCAACGCCUCGGAAGAACAAAGACAACCUCAGAAUAGUGCUGGUAUGUUCUGUAAUACGAAAUGGAUCCAAGUCUCGGUUGCUUGUGGAUGCUGAGGGCACAAGAUCAUACUGGCAUGUUCCCAAUGCGCCAGCUCCAACCGGGAAUGCCGCUUCCGCAGCGUGA